Molecule: messenger RNA, 8643 nt
Organism: Pyricularia pennisetigena
Lineage: Eukaryota; Fungi; Ascomycota; Sordariomycetes; Magnaporthales; Pyriculariaceae
Exons: 1
Coding region: 1-8643 (2880 amino acids)
Molecular function (GO): catalytic activity
Source: RefSeq, a predicted model, not a curated record
AUGCCCGCCUUCGCACAACCGGCUCUUGGGUCCCCCAAGCCUCUCCUGCCCCGUAUAGAUACGAUGAACACACGCCCCGAACACGAGAGGAACCCGAAAACCUUCAACCCUGCAAACGAAUCGGUCGAAGGGCGUCUGGUAUGGGCCAUUGGAGAUAUUCUGGGAAUAGACUCAACCUCAAUUCAGAUGGUGGAUUCCUUUACAGAUCUCGGGGGUUGCGAGAGGACGGCUGCCCGCUUAAGCACCACUUGCCGGGACUUGGGCUUGGAGGUUGAUACCAGCGACAUUCUAAACUGUUAUACGCUUGCAGAGUUGCAAACUCGCAUAACACCAUGUUCCCAAGAGGUGUCACCCCAAAACGUCACUGCCAGCAACUCGCUGGCAAUAGAGCCGCUCAAGCUCCGAACGGAUAACCUGGCACCCUCACAACCUCGUUUCUCAUCCACCUCAGUAGUACCGUCGACAGCCGUCUCCGAAGUUCACUUUGACCAUGAAAGUUUUAUUUGCGACGAGGAAUCUGUUUCUAGGGCUGUCAUCAUAAAACCAAGGGCGGGAUUCUUCGAUGGUAAGCAGGUUGUUUUUCUUUCGCUUGCUGGUCUCAAGGUCCCUGGAACGCCCACGUCCGAUAUCGAAGUUAUACCGCAGACCAAGAUGUUUCUUGCCGGAACCAAAGUCGCAGCGAUAAGGCACGACCUCGAGGCAGCCGCUAUCGCCACCGACCUACCGGAUAUCUGGAUUGUACUUCGGCAAUUGCCCGUAACGGAACACGGGGCGCUCGACCGGAGAAAGCUACGCACUUGGCUUCAGAAUAUCAACCAAGAGACGUACCAACAAAUCAUGAGCUUGGACACGGAGGAGACUUUGCAACAACCCUUAACAGAUAGUGAAAGGGCUCUUCAGAAGGCCGUCAGCAAUGCUUUGCAAGCUCCACGUGAGGAAAUCGGCAUGAACUUCUCAUUUGCCCAACUGGGUGGAGAUGAAGUCACUGCGAUGCAGGUGGUGGCCAGGUCCAAGGCCGACGGCAUUUUCCUCAGCGCAACCGAGCUCCUGCAAAAUAGCUCUUUGGCACAACUAGCCGCCAUGGCAACAUCGCGCGGGGAGAUGCCUCGUGGCUGGGAUGGGGAGCCGGAGGGGGAGCAGUUUGACUUGUCACCCAUGCAGCAGCUCUAUUUCCUGACCACCAUGGGAGGCGACUGUAGAUAUCGUAUGGGCAAGGACGGCAGCUACCGCUACAACCAAAGUCUGUUGCUCCGAGUGAAGAAGAGCUUUGGGUUUGAUGAUAUAUCAGCGGCAGUCCAGGCGUUAGUUGGGCACCAUACCAUGCUGCGCUCGCGAUUCUUCCGGACCGCCGAAGGUGGAUGGACCCAGAGAACCGUGGCUCCGUCCAAAAACUCUUACGCCAUGCAAUUCUCCACGAUAGGCAACAACAAAGAACUCGAGAUUGUCAUAGCGAGGAGCCAAGCCAUGAUUGACAUCGAGAGCGGCCCCGUUUUUGCAGUCGACCACAUCCAGACGACAGACGACUACCAAAUGAUAUACCUGGUUGCACAUCAUCUUGUGGUGGACUUGCUUUCUUGGAGAGUAAUUUUGGACGAUCUUAACGAGCUUCUGAUGAGCGGCAGCCUUCUUUCGCACCGCUCAAUGCCCUUCCAGAAAUGGAACGAGCUCCAGAAGAAAGAGAUCGAGCAGACGGAGAUCACCAGCCCCUUGCCAGCAGGCACACCAGUCGGUAACUACGCUUAUUGGGGACUGCAAGACGUCUCCAACACCUACGCUGACGCUUCCGAGCUCGGAUUUUCGCUAAGCCCAGAGUUGACCACUAUCCUCCAAAGCACAUGUAACCGUGUUUUCCGAACUGAUUGUGCGGACAUUUAUUUGGCUGCCCUUCUGCUUUCCUUCUCCCAAACUUUCCACGACCGCUCAGUACCCGUGAUCUGGAACCAGGAACACGGCCGAGAGGUUUCCGACCCGGCCAUCGAUAUUUCUGAUACUGUGGGGUGGUUUACCACUCUUAGCCCGGUCGGCUCAGUCUUGGCUGGAACUCGAAACGAUUUCAUUGACGUCCUACGCCGACUCAAGGAUGUACGCCGGGCGAUGCCUAGGCGCGGCGCGCAAUACUUUGCCUCUAAAUUCUUCAAAUUCGGCGGGCCGGACCUGUUUACCGAAGAUUGGCCAUUCGAGCUGAUCUUCAAUUAUGCUGGCUCGCUGGAGCGUCUUGAGGAAAGCAACGGCGUCCUAGAGCAGAUUCCCUUCCCAGGGCGGACGCUGGCGUCCAGAACAUCCAACAUUGGCCCCAACGUCGGCCGCAUCGCUCUCUUCGAGGUUAGCGCUAUGGUAUCGCAGGGCUCGGCACACGUCAAGCUUGUCUACAACAGGCGAUCGCGCCACCAGGACCUCAUCGCCCAGUGGAUCCAGAAUUUCGAGCACCUGUUGCUUGAAGCCAUCGGCCGACUUCGUUACCAUACUCAGGAGCUGACGAUGGCGGAUGUGCCACAGCUGGAUGUGACCUACGAUGGCCUACGCAAGCUCAACUAUGAGCGCACGUCGUUGCUCAACUUGAGUAGCGUGCGAGAUAUCGAGGCUGUCUAUCCAGUGACGGCCGUCCAACAAGGCAUCUUGGUGAAGCAGGCAGUCGACCAGGAAGCCUCAUACCUGCAUGCCAUCUACGAGUUUUCAUCCCCAAUGGGCCAGCCAAUCAACAUAUCGCAGCUCUGCGCCGCAUGGCAGAACGUCACUACAAAACAUGCCGCCCUUCGUACAGUAUUCAUCGACAGUGUGACCGAGACCGGUGUGUAUGAUCAGGUCGUUCUGCGGAGGACAUCUCCAAACAUGCUCUUUAUCGAUGUUGCCUCCGGCGAAGACCCGAGAGAGUCUUUGGAGAAUCUCCCUGCGCUACCCGGCAGGACUUCUGGCCAGCCUCAACACAGGUUGGCAGUUUGCAACACACCCACAAAGACGCUGGUAAAGUUGGACAUCAGCGAAGCCCUCUGUGACCCCCAGAGUCUUAACGUCAUCUUUCUCGAUCUCCGCCGGGCGUACACCACCAACCAACCACUUCCUGAACCCACCGGCCUUACUUAUCCUGACUAUUUGAAGUUUCUUGAAUCUGCCCGUACCAGCCAGAGCCUCGAUUUCUGGAUCGGCCGACUUUCAGGCGCCGAAUCUUGCCUGUUCCCGCGACUGACGCAAGAAUCUCCGAGGCGCGUCUUUGAGAACUACAGUUUCGAUCUUGAAGUUGACGGCAGUAGUCUCGUCGAGUUUGCCAGAUCCAGAAACGCUACGCCUGACGCUGUCUUGCGGCUUGGUUGGGGCCUGGUACUCCGCGUCUUUUCCGGCAAGGACAAUGUAUGCUUUGGCUACCGCGCCACCGGACGUGAGGCUGCUUCUGGCGGCCCAAGCAUGCGGAAUGCCGUUGGAUGCUUCAGCAAUACGGUAACUUGUAACUUUGAUCUGUCGCCUUACAAUGCUCUUGCAAACGUCUUGGCCAUCGUAGAGGAACAGUACGUCGCCAGCCUGCGCCACCAGCAUGUGUCUAUCCCAGAGAUCCACCAUGUUCUUGGCAAACGUGGCAAUGAUCAGCUCUUCAACUCGGUAGUAUCUUUCACGAACGAACCUUCGGAGCUCCGAAGCCGACACACGGGUCGGACCGACUUUGAACUUAACAACGUAUCUCACAGAGAGACAUCCUGCUAUGAUUUGGCCAUCAACGUUCGGUUCGGUAGUAGCAGACUUGUGGUCGACAUUGGUAGCAUGUCACUGGUUGGGGAAAGGGAGGCCGCCAACAUCGCAAACACGCUCAGCAAAGCUCUUCGUACCAUUAUGGAGAACCCUGCAUCUUCCAUCCAUGGGAUCAAUCUUUGUACCGACCGCGACUACGCACAGGUUGUCGCAUGGGCAAACGAAAGAGCUCCACCCGAGCCUAGAGUUGCCGUGGUGCAUGAGCUUGUGGAGACGAAUGCUCGCAGCAACCCCCAUGCCAUGGCCGUGUGUGCCUGGGAUGGCCAGCUUACCUACGGCAAGCUCGACGAUCUGUCCACACGGUUGGCUCAGCGAUUGUCCGAGGCCGGCGUCACCACCGGGGUCACUGUGCCUCUAUUGCUGCAGAAGAGCGUCUGGUCGCCCGUUGCCAUGCUCGCGGUUCUCAAGGCAGGUGGGGCAUUCGUGCCCAUCGACUCUGGUGAUCUCAGCCUGAUCCAGCCCAUCUUUGAGAACAUCAGCUCUAGGGUGGCUAUUGAGUGUGAGAACGCUGGGGGCGUGCUCCGCAACCUUUUUGACAGCGUCAUCGUCCUGAACAGCGAGCUUAUGACACAGCUAAAGCUGCAGGCCCCUCGCCAUGUCGAAUCCUUAGCAACAGAGGAUGAUGCGGCUUGCGUUUUCUUCACCCCAUCCAACUCAAGAGAAGUCAGGGGCACUGCUUUCACCCAUGGCGCUUUGUCCAUCGCGCUUCUCACUCAGGGACCUGCAGCCAGCAUCAACUAUGGCAGCCGCGUGAUGCAGCUCUCGUCAUACAAUAUCGACAUUGCCAUUUCAGAGGUGUUUGCUACACUGGUAAAUGGUGGAUGUGUUUGCAUUCCGACUGAAACGGAGCGGGUAUAUGACUAUGUUGGAGCUGUCCGGCGGAUGGAAGUCAAUUGGUCAUACAUGACGCCACACCUGUCUCGCAAGAUCAACCUGGAGCACCUGCCCAGCCUCAAAACUGUAUGCUUUAGGACGCGUUCUCUGGACGAGGAUACAUAUGCCCCUUGGGCCGGCAAAAAGAAGGUGCUAUUCGCGUAUGGCGCGCUGGAUGUCUGCCCUCUCGGCAUUUCAUUCCUCGAGGUGCAUGGGCCGCAUCAACUGGACCGCAUCGGCACACCGCUUGCAGGCAACUUCUGGCUCGUUAAUCCUGAGGAUCACCGCAAGCUUAUGCCGAUCGGCAGCAUUGGCGAGCUUGUCAUUGAAGGACCAACUCUGGGGUGCUCUUUCGCGCGGGGUCAGAUGGACCGGACACACUGGAACGCCGCCGAGUUCUCCGACUCGGCCCCUGGCAAGAAGACUAGGUAUUUCAAGACCGGACACCGCAUGCGUUACAUGGACGGCGGCGCUCUGCAGCUCGUAUCGCACAAAAGAGAUGAUAUCGAGAUCGACGGCAGCAUGAUUGUACUUUCCGAAGUGGAACAAAGCCUUCGCAGUUGCCUUGGUCAGGGAAUGGAUGUUGUGGUCGAGGCCAUUGCCUUCAAGAACUCCACAACGCCUCCGGUACUGGCUGCGUUUGUUGAGCUUGGCUCAAUGUUUGAUGGACCAGAGGAUCUGCAUCGGUUAAGUCAUGUGACAAGAGAGCGCAUCUUCAAGGCCAAGCGAGUGGCCGAGACUGGUAUGCGCAGCAAGGUUCCCCAUUACAUGAUCCCCCAGAUUUUUGUCCCGGUGAAAGACUUGCCAAUCACUCCCUCGCUCAAGGUCAACCGCCGCAGGCUGCAGAAAAGCAUUCAUGGGCUGUCGCGAGAACAACUGAUCCAACUCUCGAGCGUCCCCAACCCCGAUGAAGUGCAGACUGUCGGUACCACGUCUCUGCCUCUGACGCAAACUGAGGAACGCAUGCGGAGGAUCUGGGCUCAUGUGCUGAAUAUUGAGGACGAAACCUACAUCUCGGCUGCUGAUGGCUUCAUCAAGGCUGGCGGUGAUGAUAUUUUGGCUGCUAAACUAGUCGUGUGUUGCCGUCAGGAGGACAUCGCCAUUUCCAUUGCUGAUGUCUUGCGGGAUAUGCCCCUAAACGACUUGUGCCGAUCGGUUACCGGAGGAGACUCACGAUCCAACCUGCAGUCUUUCUCUGCAGCUUCCUCCACGUCGACCAGGUCAGCCUCGACAUCCCAGGCCGGCUCGGAAGAAACAACGCCAACUCAAAACAACCCGCAUACCGCCGCUGCUCCUGCAGUCGUCGACCCAGAAAAAAAGGCCCGCGAUGACCGUCUCAAGGGAGUGCUGGCAACCAAGUUAGGCGUGGAAACAAAGGAAGUCAAGGAUGUUGCCGAAGCUUCGUCGAUGCAAUCACGUUAUAUCGAGUCCGGUAUGCUCCGUGGUCGUGCCAACAUCAACUACUUUGUGUUCUCUUUCCACGGCGCCGUGGACCACCGGAAGCUUGAGGAAGCCUGCCAAACGCUCAUCGCUAUUCACCCUAUCCUUCGCACCGCCUUUGUUCCGUACAAGCGCAGAAUGUACCAGGUUGUGCUCAAGACACCUCCGGCAGACUUUAACCGUUACCUCUGCCCGAGCUGGCGCUUGGCUGCUUUUGCCGAAAAGGUUGUCAAGAAAGAUCAAAGCACACCGAUUGCCUUUUCUGCACCCAUGACCAAAUUUAUCCUCUUGGAUGGUGGCAAGCAGUCAACUCUACUCCUGCGACUUUCCAAGGCACAGUAUGAUGACUUGUCGGUUGCCUUGCUCGUCAAAGAUCUCAAGAAGCUGUACGAUGGCGCCCAAAACCCGCCGCGUCGUCCAACAUAUGCCGAGUUUAUACGCUGCGCUCACAUUGCCAACAAGCAAGGAGCAGAGGAAUACUGGAAGCUCCUUCUCGAUGGUGCAAACAUGACCAGGGUUGUGGCACACUCCAAACCACACCAGCUAACCAACCACGUCAAGACGAUCCGUCAGCGGAUCGCAGUGCCUUCACUAGCACACCUUGGCAUCUCAUUUGAGACCAUCUUGAAGGCUGGCUGGGCGAUGACACUUGCGGAGCUUUCCGGCACUGCCGAUGUUGUAUUUGGUGAGGUCGUCGACGGCCGUCAAAUCCGACUCUCUGGAGGACAGUCAGUCGCCGGUGUGUUGGGCCCCACGGCCAACACUACAGCCGUCCGCGUUCGUUUCCCGGAGGGAGAUGGUCGUCUGUCGCCACUGGACCUGCUGCAGUAUGUGCACGGGCAGCGUAUCGCAGGGAUUCCCUUUGAGAACUUUGGAUUCCUCGAUCUUGUCGAGCGCUGCACAUCCUGGCCAUACUGGAUGCGCUUCAGCACUGUGGUCCAGCACCAGUACGAGGAGACGACAGUCGUGCCAUCCGAGUCGAAGCUCUUCCACCUAGGUAAGGGCGGCGAUGCAGGUGCACUCUGCAAGUUCACCAUCAUUGAGAGUCGGGCGCAGGAUGUGCCUGACAUGUUUGUCCAUUCAAUGGCUCGCGGUGGCAUCACGGUGAACGACAAUAGUAAUAUCGAGCUCAACAUCACUUUCUGCGAGAAUAGGAUACCUCUGAGCUUUGCAGAGGAGACACUACGCAUCCUGAUGGGCAAUGUGGCUGUUCUUACUUCUGGCUCCAUCAUGCACGUUGUCAUCCCGUCCGCCGCGCAGUACAAGUCGAAGCGCCCACAGAUCCCCCUACCGCAGACUCCAUCGACAACUUUGACCCCGAGCUCGCCAGUCACGCAUCGUUUCCCAGCUAGCGAUAUGGAAGCUGUCAAGAGGGUCAUUUCCAAGUGUUGGGCUGCGGCAUCGCUGGAUCCUUCCUCGCUGGGUGUCCCAGAAGAGCACCGUGAACACGCAGCAUUUUAUGAUCUCUGGGGCUCGCUGGUGCCGGCCUCGCAGCUGGCAUCUUUCUUGACCCGUGAAAUUCCUAAGCUCGGCCUACUUGGAGUUGGUGUCGACUUUGGGAUCACGAUGGAGGAGAUUGCUGAUAACCCCACCAUGGCUCGACAACUUGAUUUGAUAGUUCGCAAGACGGCAUUGGCACUGCCCAAAUCCGCUCCACUUCCGUCCUCGCCGUCGCAUAAUCGCCAGGCCCAUAGCUACCACUUGUCGCUUGAUUCUUCCAAGAAGGUUGCGGCUCCGCUGAGCUCCCCGAGUCGCAACAUUGCGUCGAAGGCGGUCUCGAAAUUGACAAGCAAGCUCAAGGGCUCCUCUGCUGACAAGGAGACUUCUCAAAACGGGUCAAAGCUUCCCAAGCGGCAAGACCAACAGAUACCAUACUCGGCUCCUCCUUUCAAGUCAUCCUUCGAUGCUUCAGCGCGGACUCCAUCGCCGCCUCGCGAGCAACCUUCUGUGCCUCCUACUGUUGCAGAGUCACCUCGUAUUCCGUACUCUGCCCCCUACUCUGCCCAAGACGAACUGGAGCGCCAGCUUGACCGUGUGUUGAAUGAAAUAACCGCUGCCAACGAGAACGCGCUCAACACAAGCAGAAGCACCAGGAACGCUUCCAUCGACAACGGUGGCGUACAGAUGCAGCGCGGCGGCAGCACAGGCACGUAUAGCUCGGGCGUGGACAGCCUUACCGAUAGCAGCAGCGCGACGACCCACAGCACAACCUCUUCAGACUUUGAAAAUGCCGUAUACGCCAGCCUGCCCGGCUACUUUGGCGGUGGCAGUAACAUGAGCAUCCAAAAGGCCCCGAUCGUGUCACCGGCGAGUAGCACAGGACGCACGCCCCGUACUCCGCGGUCAACCCAAUCUAGACAAAAGUUCUACGGCCAAAACAUCGCCAUCAAGCCCCUCCCACACACCAUCCCCGAAGGUGGCGUCGAUGACGUUGUCAGCCCGUUGAGUCCGCCUCAGGGGCACAGGAGGUUCUUUAGUGCCGGUGGUGGUCAUUCCAGAUAUCACCACCAGAGGGGUGAUUCGUCACUCGUGACGCCAAUCUCUACCCAGGGACCACCCCCACCUUACAUGGAAUAUACCCGCCGAGGCUGA